AUGUCCACCACCUUUACUAUUAACGGGCAGCCUUAUACGGUUAACUUGACUGACCUCCCGCCGGACAUCACCCUGAAUACCUUCAUCCGGGAGCACGCCCAACUGACGGCCACCAAGUUCAUGUGCCUGGAGGGAGGAUGCGGUGCCUGUGUCUGCACUGUGAGCGAUGGCAAGAGCUCCUGGACCGUUAAUUCAUGCCUCAAGCUGCUGAAUACCUGCUCCCAGCUGGAGAUCGUUACCUGCGAGGGUCUGGGAAACCAGAACAGCGGCUACCAUCCAAUUCAGAAGCGGCUGGCCAAGAUGAAUGGCACCCAGUGCGGUUAUUGCUCGCCCGGAUUCGUGAUGAACAUGUAUGGGCUGUUGGAGCAGCACGGCGGGAGAGUGACCAUGUCAGAGGUGGAGAACUCUUUCGGAGGCAACAUCUGCCGGUGCACGGGCUACCGACCCAUUCUGGACGCCAUGAAAUCUUUCGCGGUGGACAGCGACAUUGAGGUUCCAGCCGAAUGUGCGGACAUUGAAGAUCUGAAUCUAAAGCCAAGGAAUUGUCCGCGAUCGGGUAAAACUUGCAGGGGCGGUUGCCAGCGAUCUAAGCUCGUUUACGAGGAAGGCUACCAGUGGUACUGGCCGAAAACCCUAAUCGAAUUGUUUGAUGCUCUGGAGAACAUUGAGGAUGCGGAUGAGUUCAUGCUGGUGGCGGGAAACACAGCUCACGGUGUCUACCGAAGAUCCCCUGAUAUCAAGCACUUUAUAGAUGUCAGUGGCCUGGAGGAACUGCAUCAGCACAGCUCCGAUUCUCAGCAUUUGAAACUGGGAGCUAAUAUGAGUCUGACCCAGACCAUGGAUGUUCUUCAGAGCACUUCCAAGCAACCAGGCUUCGAGUAUCUUGAAGUUCUUUGGAAUCACAUCGAUUUGGUGGCCAAUGUCCCAGUGAGAAAUUCUGGUACUUUGGCAGGAAACAUUGCCACAAAGAAACAGCAUCCCGAGUUUCCUUCGGACAUCUUUAUUUCGUUCGAGGCAUUGGAUAUUAAAGUAUUGGUAAUGGAAAACGCCACUGAUGAACUAGAAAUGUCCCUUGAAGAGUUUUUGAGUGAUCCAAACCGAAAACUGGUGCUGAAGGCAUUUCAUCUACCAGCUUAUCCCAAGGAUAAAUUCAUAUAUGACUCAUAUAAGAUCAUGCCACGUGCCCAGAACGCCCAUGCUUAUGUCAAUGCAGCCUUUCUCCUGGAAUUGGAAUCGGAUUCUACUGUGGAAUCAGCUAGAAUUUGUUUCGGAGGCAUUCGUCCUGAUUUUACCCAUGCCACACCCAUAGAGAAACUAAUGGUAGGUCACAAGCCCUUUGAGAGCGGUCUGAUAGAGCAGAUAUUCAACAAACUGGAGGGCCUGAUCAAGCCGGACGAAGUGCUGCCCGAUGCCAGUCCAGCAUACCGCUCCAAGUUGGCCUGUGGACUCCUCUACAAGUUUCUCUUGAAACAUGCUCCGGAUGCGGAGGUCAGCGAGAAGUUCAAGAGUGGCGGGCAGAUCCUUCAGAGGCCGCUCUCCUCUGGCUUGCAGCUCUUCCAAACCCAAAAGCAAAACUAUCCAGUUACCCAGGCAGUGCAAAAGUUGGAGGGGAUGAUCCAGUGCUCCGGAGAAGCUACUUACAUGAAUGAUACGCUGACCACUUCCAACUCUGUAUAUUGCGCCUUUGUGGGCGCCACAAAGGUGGGGGCCACCAUUGACCAGAUUGAUGCGUCCGAGGCUCUCCAGCAACCUGGUGUUGUGGCUUUCUACACCGCAAAGGACAUUCCUGGAACCAACACCUUCUGCGAGCCCAGUUUCGGCUACCAGGCAGAGGAGAUCUUCUGCUCGGGCCUGGUGCGUCACUCAGAGCAACCGGUGGGCAUGAUCGUGGCCCUGACGGCUGAUCAGGCUCAAAGAGCUGUCAAGUUCGUGAAUGUCAACUACAGUAAUCCGCGGGCUGAUUUCCAAUUGCUACCAAGUUUAAAGCACGUGUUCUCAUCUCCCACCCUGGAUACCUCACGGAUUGUACCACUGGCUGUUUCGAAACUAAAUGACGUCAAGUUCUCCGAUAAGCCAGAUGUGGAGGUGCGCGGCAUCUUUGAGAUGGGUCUGCAAUAUCACUUCACAAUGGAACCGCAGACCACAGUGGUUAUUCCAUUCGAAGACGGACUACGGGUCUUUUCGGCCACCCAGUGGAUGGAUCACACCCAGUCGGCAAUCGCACACACGCUCCAAAUAAAGGCCAAGGAUGUGCAGCUUCAGGUUCGCAGACUGGGCGGAGGAUAUGGCUCUAAGAUUUCCCGCGGCAACCAGGUGGCCUGUGCCGCAGCCUUGGCGGCUUACAAGCUCAAUCGCCCAGUCCGAUUUGUCCAGACCAUCGAGUCCAUGAUGGACUGCAAUGGAAAAAGGUGGGCAUGUCGCUCGGAGUACCAGUGCCAUGUAAAAUCGAAUGGCAGAAUCGUCGGCUUGUCCAACGAUUUCUACGAAGACGCAGGCUGGAAUACCAACGAAAGUCCUGUCGAAGGACACUCCACCUUCACUGCAGCCAAUUGUUAUGAGUUCACGGAGAGCAACUUCAAGCUCAGUGGCCACGCGGUGCUUACCGACGCCCCCAGUUCCACCUGGUGCCGUGCUCCGGGAUCCGUUGAGGGCAUCGCCAUGAUGGAGAACAUCAUCGAGCAUGUGGCUUUUGAAAUCCAGAAGGACCCGGCAGAUGUGCGACUGGCAAACAUAAGCAAGAAGAGUAAGAUGGCAACUCUGCUUCCAGAGUUCCUCAAUACGAGGGAGUACUAUUCCCGGAAGAAGGAGAUCGAGACCCAUAACUCCAACAACCGAUGGAAGAAGCGAGGACUGGGGUUAUCCGUAAUGAACUUUCCCAUAAUCUACAUUGGCCAGUUUCCGGCGACAGUGGCUAUUUACCAUGUGGAUGGAACUGUUGUGGUCACCCAUGGAGGCAUCGAAAUGGGACAAGGCAUGAACACAAAGGUGGCCCAGGUGGCAGCCUACACCUUGGGCAUCGACCUGAGCUACAUAAAGGUGGAGUCAUCGGACACCAUCAACGGAGCCAACUCCAUGGUUACAGGAUAUGCCAUCGGAAGCGAGAGCGUUUGCUUUGCGGUGCGAAAGAUUUGCGAGACUCUCAAUGCUCGACUAAAGCCUGUGAGGAAACCGAAGGCCUCCUGGGUGGAGACUGUGGAAUCUGCCAACGCCCAGUCCAUCAAUCUCAUUGCCUCGGAUCACUACAAGACCGGAGACAUGCAGAACUACCAUGUCCUCGGACUGGCCCUCUCCGAAGUUGAGAUGGAUGUUCUUACGGGCAACAUUAUAAUCAAACGUGUGGACCUUCUGGAAGACGCGGGCGAGAGCCUGAGCCCUUGGAUAGACGUGGGGCAAGUGGAGGGCGCCUUCGUUAUGGGCCUUGGCUACUGGCUCAGCGAACUGCUUAUCUACGAGGGCGACAAUGGACGUCUGCUGACCAACCGCACCUGGAACUACAAGCCUUUGGGGGCCAAGGACAUACCCAUCGACUUUCGGGUGGAGCUGGUGCACAAUCCACGUCCCAGUGGGGCGGGAUUUAUGCGCUCGAAGGCCACGGGGGAGCCGCCUUGCUGUUUGGCAGUCAGCGUGAUAUUCGCCCUGCAGCAGGCCCUGCAAUCCGCCCGCCAGGAUGCAGGGCUUCCGAGAGAGUGGCUGCGCCUUGGGGCUCCCACAACCCCGGAGACUCUCCUCCUUAAUUCGGGCCACCAAGUGGCGGAAUUCAAACUGAAAUAA
Messenger RNA from Drosophila bipectinata, 3771 nucleotides. RefSeq lists its product as uncharacterized. NCBI's taxonomy places the organism in Eukaryota, Metazoa, Arthropoda, Insecta, Diptera, Drosophilidae. Gene Ontology annotation, molecular function: oxidoreductase activity; 2 iron, 2 sulfur cluster binding; iron ion binding. The record is from RefSeq and is a predicted model, not a curated record.